Kockovaella imperatae is the source of this 3551-nucleotide messenger RNA. Its product is annotated as rab-GTPase-TBC domain-domain-containing protein. Lineage: Eukaryota; Fungi; Basidiomycota; Tremellomycetes; Tremellales; Cuniculitremaceae. The record is from RefSeq and is a predicted model, not a curated record. The transcript has 5 exons. The coding region runs from base 113 to 3340 and encodes 1075 amino acids.
GGUCGACUUCACGACAGGACCAUUCCAUCUGCUGCUUUUAGCGAAUAGCGAGUGAUUAUAGGACGAUGGCGACGAGGCGAGCGUGAAGGAAAGAGGGGGGGAGAGACAGAAGAUGGAGGAGUCAUCGAUAUCGAGCGACAGUCGGUUGAACGACCGCGGGACAUGGACCUCGGAACAUCAGCAACAUCAUCAGCACCAUCAUACUGUUCGGGGAUAUGUACCUGAAUAUGCAGAUUUUGAGGACGAUGGAGGGGAUAUAGGAGGCUCGGGAGAUAUACAAGGACCCAGAGAUGUCUCCAUCGCGAAGCAGUCAGGAGCGAACGGAGGGAAUGACGCGCCGGAGGACCCUGACAAAGAGAGAUCUAAGCUCAACGAGAUAGUCAGAAGCGGUGUGACGUCUGUUGAGGAUCUGGACGAAAUGGAUAUAGGCAUAGGGAUGGAGGAGGUCGCUAUCGGUCCAUCUGGAGAGUCUGCACGUGGAUCUCAAGAUGCACUGCAGCGGAAAUCACCCCAUUCUCCUAUGGACAAGGUCGAUCUCGACGAACCGACACCUCGACUCGCAAGUCAUCCUUUUGCUGGCGAGGUCAACGAUGCGUACGACGCGACAAAUGUUGAUCUAUCUCAAAACGAGUCAGAGACUAUCGAUCCAGGUUCAGCCUCUUCAGCACAACAAAACGAGUCCAUCUCUCCCCGAAGCGACCCCCGUCAUUCUCUCGGUUCCCAAUCUACUACCUCGAGCGAUAAUAACAACACCUUUCCUCCUUCUGCUACUGCGCCGCCGCCAGCUCGACCCCAUUCAGCGCUUUCCUCUCAUCGAUCCACAUCCCGCCCAAUCAUAUCCCCUCAACCUCUUUCUCCGUCCCGCUAUCGACCUUACGGUUCGCGCCAGACAUCCGGUACAACUAUCGGCAGUGGUGGUGGUGGAGGAGAUGUCUCGUUCAGUGGUUCUGGAUCUUCCACACCUGAUUCUAGACAGGUCUCACCUUCACCCAUCGUCCAUGAUCUGCCUCUCUCAAUUCCGCCGAUACACGAGCCUCAAGGGGUCAACCUUGGCUCCCAUUCGACCGAUCCUGAGGUCCACACCAACAGGGCCUCGUCUAUUCCAGCUCCGACUAGCGAGUCCAGAUCACCCAAAUCGCCAUCUCACAUACCACCACCACGAGUCCCUAUCACGCCCAAUCUCAAGACGGACGGGUCUUCGCCCAUUGGCGCAUUCCGGUCUAUUUCACCUUCCGCUUCGUCCUCUUUUUCCCCACGACAUACCCAACAUCCAUUCACCUCUGAUUCUCAGCCGACCCAAGGCCUUGGUCUUUCCGUCUUCUCCCCGGGCGAUAUGGCUCCUCGAUCAAUCUCGUUCAAACCUGCUCUCCCGACUGCUUCGUUGGCCCUCAAUGGACAAGCCCACGGAGUAGACGGAUCCGCCCCUUUCGAAUCAAUAGAGCUGGAUACGGGGUCGCCGGUCGUCCAAGAGGCAAGCCUGCACUUGCCAUCUGGGACUGUGGAGCCCAUCGACUCGACGCAUAUUGGACAUUUGACGGUGGACCAUACUUCGACAUCGAGUCAUGUAGAUGCUUCGGGCAAAAAUAUGAAGAGGCGUAGUUGGGGCGGAUUCGGAUUCAAGAAAUCAAAUCAGAAGGAACUGUCUCCUCAGCCGCCAUCGAACGAGUUCACAGAACGACGUCAUUCCACCUCUGAGAAGAGGAGGCCUGAAGAGCGCCCCUCGAGCAAUACUCCGGCCGAGUCCGAGACAAAACCUGUGGGCGCCGCCAAUGCUGAAGCUGGUCCAUCUACACCUCCGCGACGACACGCUCCCCCCGCUCAUCCUCAUCCGUACCCUAUCCCCUCUUCCCCCACAUCUUACUCACCAUCUCGGCGGCCUAACUCGAUGCAAUCGAAUCGAUCAUCCACUCUCGAGGCGAACACCUCAGCUCCUCCAGCAGCCAAGGCGAAUGUAAAUAUCGAAGGGACACUGAGCCACCCCUCGACCCAAGGUCUCGGGGUCAAAGGCGUCUCGGCAUUUGAAAAAGUCGUGUCGCAUACUCGUCCAUCAUGGUUACCGCCCAAACCGAAAGAAGAGGAUGAAGCUCAUUUACAUCAAUGGGCAGACAUGAUGAGUCAAUCUCGAGAAGCAGAAGCGGCUCGACGAAAGAUCCAAGAAGCCAGAAGGGUAGAAAAGGAAAAAAGGCUUGCCGCUUCGACUUCUGCUUGGGAGACGUUGGUAGGACUCGGUCCAGGAGGUUCGACCAUGUCUUCGAUGACGGACCAUCUUCAUCCUCACCCAGCGGGGAGUUCUGCAACGACUGGGACAGGGAUGAACCGUAGUGCUUCGAGCUCUUCUGCAAAAGGCAAGUCAUCCGCCGCCGCUGCUGGGAGUGGAAGAGCUACCCCAGAAUCCGGCCACUCAGGCUUCAGCGUCGAGCGAGUCAAGACUGAUCCGACGCUGAGGAAAUUAUGGUUCGAGGGUGUACCUAGUCAUUUGAGAGGUAGGGCCUGGUCCUUGGCUAUCGGCAAUCCAUUAGCUAUCUCGCGAGACGCGUAUAAGACGUAUCAGAAGCGAGCGCAACGAGCUAUGGAUUCGGGUCGAUUUCCUAAGGAUAUUCUUGAUCGUAUCGAUCAAGAUAUGGACAAGACGUUACCUCACUUACGGCUAUUUGUCGAAGGCUCGCCCAUGCGUAUGGAUUUGAGAGAUUUCGUCUGCGCUUGGGUCGUCUACCGCUCGGACUCAGGUAACGGUUAUGCUCCAUAUAUCACCCACUUGUCCGCCAUGUUCCUCUUGACUUCUCCUCCCAGUCUAGCCUUUCAUUCACUUGUCAACCUUCUCUCGCGACCCUUCCUUCACGCCUUUUACACCGAGACGAAAGAUGAGAUUGAAGCGUUUUAUCGAGUCUUUGAGAACCUUCAAGCGGAUCGAUUCCCUCAGAUCUUUGCCAAUUGCAAAAACUUGGGACUCAAAUUGCCAGAGAGUUACUUCAGGACAUUGUUCCUCGAACAAUUGCCUUUCGAAGCGUGUUGUCGACUUUGGGAUCAGAUCGUUCUCGAGGGGGAUUCUUACAUACUCCGAGCGGCUCUGUCCAUCUUCAGUUUCCUCGAACCGAGGUUAUAUUACCCUGACAAAGAGGAGAUUGAAUCGGUCCUGAAUGGUCGAAAUGGUGCCACAGAGUUGAUCCUGGCUCGAGAGAGAGAACGAGCUAGAUUGAGAGGUGAGGCUUGGGACGAUACGGUCGAUGGGACCUUGAGCGUCUUUGGGAUCAACGAAGAUUACUUGUUUGAUUGGUUAGAGAGCGAAGAGUGGAAAGAGAGUAGGUUUGAGAGGUUGGUCAAGAGGGAGAUGCCGGAUUAACGCAGGGGGGAAGCGAGCGAAAGUGAGGCGAGACAGAUGGCUGCCGCGAAACUGUAGUACAGCGACAUGUCGGUCAGCCUAUGUUGUACCAGUUCUGCCGUUAGAAGUAGAUACAACCGCAUCAAAGUGUCAUAUGGUGAGAUCUGCCUGAGCUUCAUUCACUUCGGGAUUUUGUUGUUGAAUCGUUAGUAGAUGGAUCGUAUUUUGACGU